Molecule: messenger RNA, 3696 nt
Organism: Phaeodactylum tricornutum CCAP 1055/1
Lineage: Eukaryota; Bacillariophyta; Bacillariophyceae; Surirellales; Neidiaceae
Gene: SMC3
Exons: 3
Biological process (GO): mitotic sister chromatid cohesion
Cellular component (GO): chromosome
Molecular function (GO): ATP hydrolysis activity; protein binding; ATP binding
Source: RefSeq, a predicted model, not a curated record
AUGCACAUUAAACAAAUCACCAUUAGCAAUUUCCGGUCGUUUCGACAACAGCCGGAAAUCGAAGCCUUUUCAACGCACACCAAUUGCGUGGUGGGACGUAACGGGUCCGGCAAGUCCAAUCUCCUGGAUGCCGUGCAGUUCGUCUUGUUGGCUCCGCGAUUCGCUAAUCUCCGUCAGGAAGAACGGCAGGCCUUGCUGCACGAAGGAUCCGGCAGUGCGGCCGUCAACGCGUUCGUCGAGAUUGUCUUUGACAAUGCCGAUCACCGGUUCGCCUUGGAGCAUUCGGACGAAGUCGUCCUGCGACGGACCGUGGGACUCAAGAAGGACGAGUUCUUUCUCCAGCGAAAGCGGGUGACCAAACAAGAAGUACAGAGUUUGUUGGAAGGCGCCGGCUUCUCCCGCUCCAACCCCUAUUACAUCGUGCAGCAGGGGAAAGUACAAGAUCUGUGUACCAUGAGCGACGUGGAGCGCCUCCGACUCUUGAAGGAAGUCGCCGGGACCGUCGUCUACGAUCAGAAAAAAACGGAAAGCCUCGCCAAAAUGCAGGAAAACGGACACAGCAUUACCAAAAUACAGGAAAUACUCGACGACAUUGAAGCCAAGCUCGACGAAUUGCAGGCGGAAAAGGAAGAACUCACCGCCUACCAAGCCUUGGACCGGCAACGCCGGGCCCUUCAGUACGUCCUCUACGACAAACAACUCCGGAAAGCCCGGCACGAUCUCGAUCAGUUGGAACACGCACGGACAUCCCACGUACAAAACCUCAGCGCACUACACGAAGAAUUGAAAGACACGCACGAGGCCAUUCGCAACAAGGACGCCGUGCUCAAAACAAAAACUAACGCGCUCCGGCGCAACCAGACCACCCUCGAAGCCCACGAGCAGGACAAGACCAGCCGGGUUACGGCCGUCACGAGACUCCAACUCGAAUGUCAGGAGCUUCUGGAAGCUGUGCGGAGUGGCGCGGAACAGCUACAGUCCAACGAAAAGGAGCUCGAGGCCGUCCAGGCCGAAAUUGAGGCCUCCCAAACGAACCUGCGGGAUACUGUCCAGCCCGCCUACGAUCAAGCCGUGGCUGUCUUGCAAGACUUGACCACUCGUCGGGACGAAGCAUCCCGUCAGGUCGAAUCACUCUACGCCAAACAAGGUCGGGGACAGCACUUUCAAACAGUACAAGAUCGAGACGCCUUUUUGCAAAGCUCCGUAGAGGAACUCUUGGCGACACAGCGCGAUAAAACCAGUGCCGUACAGGCGCAACAAGACACACUGGCCAACUUGCGCCGUUCCGUUACGCAAGAAACGACGGAGAUUGACAAGCUUACCUCGCAACUCACCAGCCAAGCUGCCGGGUUGCAGUCUUUAUCCAAAACCAUUGAAGAAACCAAGCGCCAACGCUUGGAACUACACGAUGCGCGCAAGGAAGCUUGGCGGGAGGCCGAAGCCCUUCACGAUCAAGUUCGGGAAGCCAGGGGAACUUUUCAACGGGCCAAACAAGACACCGCCAAGGUCAUGCCUCGCGCAACCGCAAUGGGACUCAAGGCGCUAACGAGUGUGGUCGAACAGGAAGGACUCACCUCGGAUCAGUAUUUCGGCAUGCUCAUGGACAAUUUCGUUCUGCGAGACGACAAGUAUCAAACGGCCGUCGAAGUAGCGGCGCAGAAUGCGCUCUUUCACGUCGUUGUGGACACCGACGUUACGGCGUCCCGGCUCAUGAAGCGCUUGGAGGCCGACAAGCUCGGUCGCGUAACCUUUCUACCGCUCAACCAGCUCCGUAUCGAUCAGCCCAAUUUGCCCCAAUCUAACGAUAUUCGUCCCAUGCUCGAUUUAUGUCUCCAGUACGACCGAAAGGUCGAACGUGCCUUGCAACACGUCUUUGGCAAAAAACUCCUGGCUCGAACACCAGAAAUAGCAUCGGAAUGGAGUGCUCAGCACGGCGUCGACGCAAUCACCUUGGACGGCGACUUGUGCAGUCGCAAGGGCGCCUUGACGGGCGGUUACGUGGACACGUCCAAGUCUCGGCUCCGUGCGCACGCCAAACAAACCGAAGCCCAAGCGGCCUUGCAAAACGUGGAGACGCUCCAUCAAGGCAAAAGUCGUGAAGCCGAGCAAGUGGAGCAGCAAGUAACGAAUCUUAUGCAGGAGCUGCAGCGACAGGAAAGCAAACAGGCGGAGCUCAGUCGGAUGGUCCAAGGUAAGGAAAUGGAACUUGAUCGAAUACAGGCUCGAUUAGAAAAUCACAAAAAGCAGGUGGAAAUGGUCGAAAAGACGCUAAUUCCACCUUUGGAACGGGACAUUGUUGCCUUGAACGGGGACAUGGAUCGUCUCAAGGCCGAAAUGGGGACCCCCUUGACGCAGACGCUCUCCGAUGAGGACCGCAAGCUGUUGGCCACGCUCAAAGAAACGCAAACACGGCUUGUUGCCGAGAUUGAAUCCCAGAGUGAUAAGGUUGCUCAAGUUGGUUUGGACCGCCAAAAGCUCCAGAGUCUACUCGACGAUAAUCUGCUGAAACGUCAACGCGAGCUAAGGGAAGGUGGCGUCGACGGGCGUCGGCGUCAGAGCCAUGGUCGUCUUUCGUCAGCCGCGGUGCAAGCGGAGCAGCAAGAAGAAUUGGCCGAAUGCCAGCGCCGAUUGGACGAUGCCCUGCGCGUCAAAGACGAAAUUGAGGGGCGUUUGGAAGAGUCACGUCGGGUGGACGAGGAGUUGCGGGGCGAAAUUAUUGUGGUGAAAAAUGAGCUGGAACAGCUGAAGAGCGAGUAUCUGAAUGUUUCUAAGCGCCUCGAAGAAGCGCAGAACGAAACUGAGCGGCUCAUGAACAAGCGCUCCAUGUGUAUUUCUACUCGCGAAGAAAAGAUGCGCUCCAUCCGGGAAUUGGGAUCCCUUCCCCCUCCGGCCGAGCUCGACAAGCACUCGGGCAAGUCCACUGAGGCACUCAAAAAUUCCAUCGAGGGCGUCAAUAAGAAGUUGAAAAAGUAUUCGCACAUCAACAACAAGGCGUUCGACCAAUACAUCAAUUUUAGUGAGCAGCGCGAAUCGCUGCUGGUGCGCAAGGCUGAACUGGACCAAGGUGCCGAAAAGGUGGAGGAGCUCGUAUCGAGUCUCGACCAACAGAAGGACGAGGCCAUCAAUCGUACCUUUCGCGGGGUCAGCGCCCAUUUCAAGGACGUGUUUGAAGAGCUCGUUCCCAAUGGGGCGGGUGAGCUCAUUUUACGCACGGCCAUGGACGAAGCGAUGGAGGACGAUGCGAACGAUACGGAUCAGGACGACGAUUCCGUCAACGCGGAUUCUCCGAAAAAGGCCAAGGGUUUCGACGCGAACAAUCCGGAUGUCAAUUUGUACCGCGGUAUUGGCAUCCAAGUACGUUUUUCGGCCGUGGGCGAAAACUAUCUCAUGUCCCAGCUGUCGGGUGGUCAAAAGGCCUUGGUCUCGCUGGCCCUGAUUUUUGCUAUUCAACGGUGCGAUCCGGCUCCCUUUUAUAUAUUGGACGAGCUGGACCAGGCGUUGGAUGCCUCGUACCGUGCGGCGGUGGCCAAUCUGAUUCAAAAGCAGGCCACAUCCACGGAGAAUCCAACACAGUUCAUUGUGAGUACCUUCCGUCCGGAACUGGUAGCGAUUGCGAAUCGUUGUUACGGAAUUUCAUUGCAGAACAAGGUGAGUCGCAUCCACCCGUUGAGUAAGAAGGAUGCGUUACACUUUAUC